Eutrema salsugineum is the source of this 1075-nucleotide messenger RNA. RefSeq names its product tropinone reductase homolog At1g07440. The record is from RefSeq and is a predicted model, not a curated record. Gene Ontology annotation, molecular function: oxidoreductase activity. Lineage: Eukaryota; Viridiplantae; Streptophyta; Magnoliopsida; Brassicales; Brassicaceae. The transcript is spliced from 5 exons. The coding region runs from base 92 to 898 and encodes 268 amino acids.
GUGGCCAUCCAUAUUUUUACUUAUAUUUAAUCAAAAACCACAACUAUUCUCAUAACAUCAUCCACUUCGUUAGCAUCUACAUCUUAGUCUGAUGGAAAUGGCUGGAGAAGAGCAAAGACGCAGAUGGAGCCUUCAAGGCAAGACCGCACUUGUCACCGGUGGAACCAAAGGCAUCGGGCAUGCUAUAGUUGGACAACUUGCAGGGUUUGGAGCAAUAAUACAUACUUGUGUUCGAGACGAAUCUCAGCUCAACGAAUGUUUAAGUGAAUGGAAAAAGAAAGGGUUUCAAGUGACUGGCUCAGUCUGCGAUGUAUCGUCCUGGACUGAGAGAGAGAAGCUUAUGAAAACUGUUUCCUCAAUUUUUGAUGCCAAGCUUAGUAUACUAAUAAACAAUGUUGGAGCAGUCCGGGUAAUGCCUACAACAAAACAUACGGAAGAUGAUUUCUCGUUCCACAUUUCCACCAAUUUGGAAUCUGCGUUCCAUUUUAGCCAGCUUGCACAUCCUCUGCUAAAGGCUUCAGGAUGUGGGAACAUCGUGUUCUUGUCCUCUGUUGCUGGGGUCGUGUCGUUUGCCUGCAGCUCCAUCUACUGUGCUACAAAAGGGGCACUGAAUCAGCUAGCAAGGAAUUUGGCAUGCGAGUGGGCAAGUGACGGCAUAAGGGCUAAUGCUGUGGCUCCUGCAGUAAUUGCAACUCCUUUGAUUGAAGCUGCGCUUGAUGACGAGUUCAAGAAGGAGAUGAUAUCAAGAGAGCCCUUGGGGCGCUUAGGGAGACCGGAGGAGGUAGCAUCGUUGGUGGCAUUUCUUUGUAUGCCCGCAGCUUCUUAUAUAACGGGUCAGACCAUUUGCGUCGAUGGAGGUUUCACUGUGAAUGGCUUCUCGUAUCAGCCACAAGUUUAAACCCGGUCACCGAAAUAAAUACAAUUUCUAGUUCAGUAAUAAAUUUAAAUGUCUUAGACUUUGUAUGCCCUAUAUGAUUACUUGGAGCCUAUGCUUUUCGUUAGCAUACUUUAUUCUAUAUUGUUGCGUAAUUUUUGGCUGUGAGUUAUCAUUAGUAAAUUGUGACAAUUCGUAGUC